AUGUCCUUCUCCAGCCAGCAGCUCAGCUCUCGCUGCUUCCCACCCUGCGAGGUGGCCUGCCCGCAGCCCAUCGCCAACGCCUGGAACCAGCCCUGCGUCACCUCCUGUGGGGACUCCCGUGCCGUGGUCUACCCACCACCCGUGGUCAUCACCUUCCCAGGCCCCAUCCUCAGCUCCUGCCCUCAGGAGAGCAUCGUGGGCUCCUCUUCCCCAGUUGAGCUGGGCCGCCCCAGGGGUCUGCAGGGCUCCCUUGUUUAUGGGGGCUCCUUGUCCUCCUACUCCUCUUCCUCUGGUCAGCUCUGGAACCAGCGCUAUGGGGGCUGUGGGCCAUGCUAAGCCUGGCCGAAGGUGCGGACGGCAGGAGAAACAGCGUUGGAGCUGACAGCAAGUCCUGGACGUGCAGCCAAGCUGAGGAGCUCUCCAAAGCCUUGGGCAC
This is a messenger RNA of Calidris pugnax (ruff), 436 nucleotides long. Its product is annotated as feather keratin 4-like. The record is from RefSeq and is a predicted model, not a curated record. Gene Ontology annotation, cellular component: intermediate filament. Bases 1 to 336 code for a protein of 111 amino acids. The transcript has a single exon. NCBI's taxonomy places the organism in Eukaryota, Metazoa, Chordata, Aves, Charadriiformes, Scolopacidae. Gene Ontology annotation, molecular function: structural constituent of cytoskeleton.